AUGGCACCGCUACCGAACGGCCCACCCAGCACCAUCCGCCAGCUCGCCAACCAGAUCGGCGUCGUCCACUUCGCUGGCCCAGACGCCACCAUCGUCCACCCCAUCAUUCCGUACAAUCCUGUCAACGUCACAGCUGGCUACCAGGAAGGCGUCGGCCUGAACCGAACCUUUCUCGAGUACCUCUGGGACGGCGCGACUGCGGCUUCCAUCGGCGAAGAAUGCGUAAGCUUGUACAAGUUCAUUGUGCAGCACUAUACGGACGAGCAUGAUAUCUUCCUUUUUGGGUACAGCCGCGGGGCGUUCACGGUGAGGUGCGUGGGUGGGAUGAUCAACAACUGUGGGAUUUUGAGGGGUGAAGCAACGCAGAGUGCAGAAGAGCUGGAUACGUUGUGUCAAGAGGUGUACAGGACGUACCGCAGUCCACUGGCUGUUGAUCACCCGCAAUCUGAGCGAUGUCGGUCAAUGAAAAGCGAUAUCUCGAGCGUAUGGCAGGUCAAUCAGCCUAUUCGUUUCAUGGGGCUGAUCGACACUGUCGGUGCGCUGGGUAUACCGCGCCUGAACGCUGGCAUUGGCUUCAAUUACAAAGAAUUCGAGCUCUAUGAUCAAAAAGUAUCAUCGGCAGUCCAGGUCGUAUAUCACGCCCUCUCCCUCCAUGAGAGGACAUGGGAGCUCCAGCCUUGCUUCAUCUACCCACCCCCCGGAAAUGCCACGAUCGUCAAACAGCAGUGGUUCCCCGGAGUCCACCACGACCUGGGCCGCUCUACAUUCCGCUACCUGCGCCAACGCCCCUGGAACACUCUCGAAGGCUUCCUCGACCUGCUACCCAGUUUCCUCACAAAAACAGAGUGGCCAAACGAAGUAUGCUCCGACGUCGUAGCCUGCUGGAUCCUCCAAGGCAUAAAAGACGUCGAAGCCCCAAUCGACCCAAACUUCACCGUCCCCGGUAUCGAUCGCGAAAUCCGCAGCUUAAGCCUCCGCAUCUCAGCGCCUGACCCGCGGACUCUCGGCACGGGCGAUACUUCUUCUGCUGCUUCCUCUUCACCCGCCGCUACGCCUGCGUCGGCCCCCACGUCCACGCAGUCCUUCCUCGACACUCUCAAACGUCUCGCAUCCCUUCCAUUCACUCUUCUCAACUCCCUCUUUCCGCGCUUCGGCAACGCUUCUGACAGCCUGGGCCUCAGCGCCAUCCUAGGCACCCUAGCCGCCACCAUAGAUCGCAGGAUUCCGCGAGCGACACUGCAGGAAGAAGUCUAUCCUUAUCUGAACGAGGAGACUGUGGUUGAUGACGUAGGGAGGGAGAGGAGGUUCACGGUGGGGCGGUUCGAGGCUCGGGACGAGGGAGUAUAA
Molecule: messenger RNA, 1347 nt
Organism: Didymosphaeria variabile
Lineage: Eukaryota; Fungi; Ascomycota; Dothideomycetes; Pleosporales; Didymosphaeriaceae
Product: Mediator of RNA polymerase II transcription subunit 7
Exons: 2
Coding region: 1-1347 (448 amino acids)
Source: RefSeq, a predicted model, not a curated record